Messenger RNA from Phalacrocorax carbo (great cormorant), 2527 nucleotides. The record is from RefSeq and is a predicted model, not a curated record. NCBI's taxonomy places the organism in Eukaryota, Metazoa, Chordata, Aves, Suliformes, Phalacrocoracidae.
UGAGCUUCAGCCAAGCGUUGCCCCUUCACAGCUGCUCCCAGGCAGCUCCGGGUUGCCUUGUCCCACGCACAGCGUUUUAUUAACCAUCCCAGUUAAUUUUAUUAAGUCCUCGCCCCAGCCACAGAGCAAAAUGCUGGGACAGCGAGGGUCGGUGGAGCAGAAAGGAACGGGCUUUGUCCCCCUGCCCAGCCCAGGGGCGGUGCAGACGGGGCUUCAGCCCUCGCUGCUCACCCAGUGUUUGCUGGCGUGGGGAAGCCGUCCCACGGCGGGGAAGGCUGUCCCUCGGUGGUUUGUGGGCUCUUGGUGCCAUGUGGGGCCUGCUGCUCUGCGGGGGCUCGCUGCUGGCCACGGGCUGCCUGGCGGGUGCCGCGGGCGGCUGCUGGCACCAGUGCUGCCCGGGCAGGAACAACACGUGCUGGGCCCCGGGCGCCCGCCGGGCUCGCUGCUACUGCGACUCCUACUGCGAGAGGACGGGCGACUGCUGCGAGGACUACCACGCCGCAUGCCGCCACGCCGCGGUGGGCUGCGCGGUGGGGCCCUGGGGGCCGUGGAGCGGGUGCAGCUCCCCGUGCGGGGUCGGCAGCAAGGCCCGCAGCCGCCAGGUCACCGUCCCGCCCCGGCACGGAGGGGAGCCCUGUCCUGACCUCAAGCAGCGCCGCGGGUGCCUAGGGGAGCACCCGGCUUGCGGGAUGGCCAAAGAGGUGGCCAAGAUAUUACCUGACUCCUUCAGCCGGGACUUCAGGGAUCCCUGGCAAAGAGCUGGGCUGCUGCUGCCGGAGGAGCCCCCAUUUUUCCCCCUCCCCAGCUACUGCGGCUAUUUCCGCCUGACGCAGGUAGGGCCCCCCUGCCGCGGGCAGCCCUGGAGCCGCCGGCUGCACCGGGACAAGCGGGUGUGCGUCGAGUGCCGGGGGGACGCAUCCCACCGCCGUCCCCACUGCGCUGGGCAUGGGCUGCAAGGAGCCAGGACGUUUUGGGUGGCUGCCUCUGUGGCAGGAUGCCAGGGCUCAUGGGUGCAGGAGGGGCUGCAGGAGGGCUGUGUCUGCCCCCCACCGGCCCUCAUCUUUGUGUAGCAUCCCACCGGGAAGGUGAGCUGAGCCUCCCUGUGCCGAUGCUCCUGGCUGGGGAGGCGGGGAAUUAAAUAAAAACGUGGUGUCGUUUAUAAUUUCACCCUUCCGCAGGCUCGCUGCUUGCCCUUGGAGCUGACUCCCUGCGUUUUCCAUUAAGUAUUUUGUUGAAGAAUGGGAAGAAAACCCUGCUUAUAAAGAUUAAAAAUAAGGGAAUUGCUAAAGUAUGGUGAUUCAUGGUGGAAGAACAUCAUGCUGAGGUUAAAUCUGGGUGAGAAGAUGAUGUGGCAGUGACGUGGGAGGACAGUGUGAUGAUGUCAUGCUCAGCCAUGACAUCAUGCCUUGCAAGAAGCUGCCAUUGGCGAGCAACAUGAGGAUGACGAUAGCAUCCUCCCUCUGCGUUCGGGCCAGCCCGACUGCAGAAAGCCGUUGGGCGAGGCGUGAAGGGCGGCUCAGCUGCGCGCUGUGGCUUGCAGUGAGAAAUUAAACGCAGACACACAAAUUCUGCGUGUGGUCGAUGGUGGCAGUGGGUGCCCAGGUCCAGCCGUGGGGCUCAGCAGCCCCCACUGGAGGGAGCAGGGCUGGGCUGGGCUGGGCUGGGCUGGGCUGGCCCACACCACAAGCACCCAUCCAAACCUCAGCAUCGGCAGGAUGAGGCUCCUGCAGCGAAUGAUGCGCCCUGCGGGGCUGGCUCUCACCAGGCUAGCCAAAGGUGUGUAGAAAGGCAGCAGGGAGCCCAAAGUGGGCACAGCCCCAGAUCUGGGAAAGAAAGCGGGAAGGAAAGGGCAGCUCAUGGCACUGCCAUCCCUCCUCCUGUGGGACCCUGGCUGCAGGUGGGCAGCCAGUUCCCAUCCCCAGGUGGGGAGCGGGCUGUCCCUGUCCCCGCAGUGGGGACCGUGGCCCUGGGCUGCCCCAGUGCCUGCGGAGGACCAUCAGGAGCCCAGCUCCCUGCAGAGUUUGAUGAUUUCCAGGAGGACCUCCUCCUUCUCCAGCAGGAUCUUUUCCUUCUGCAGCUCCAGGAUCUUUGUCUGCAGCUGGCUCUGCUUCUCCCACCACUCCCUGGCUGUGCUGACACAGCCCCACGGGCUGGGACCCCUUCAGCACUGAAGGGCUGCCUGAGCAGAGCAGAGCAGUCUGUUAGAGCCAGCAAGGGGAUGCAGAGCUGCAGGGAACCACCUGCUCCUGCAUUUUCUCUCCCCUCAGUGCCCCUGCCAUCCCUGCAUGGCCCUCCCAGCCCUGCCACUUCAGGCUGCCGGGAUGGACUGGCAAUGCUGAAAUCAGACCCUAGGACUGCUCCCUGCCAGCUGUACCCCAGCCUCCCAAAAGCUUAACCCUGCAGGAUUCAGCUUUCCCCUCCGAGCCUCCUCCAUGUGCUGGCGGUGGCCAGCGGGAUCAGGGCAGGGCACAGCUGCUCCGAUGAGGGAGCUGAGACCAGCAGGGUGAGCGAGGGGACUUUUCUCUUG